Molecule: messenger RNA, 1464 nt
Organism: Hypomesus transpacificus
Lineage: Eukaryota; Metazoa; Chordata; Actinopteri; Osmeriformes; Osmeridae
Gene: trim54
Product: tripartite motif containing 54
Molecular function (GO): zinc ion binding
Source: RefSeq, a predicted model, not a curated record
GGAAGACAUAGAGAGGAAGAAAGGGACAGUAGGACAAAGAACUCAUGAAGAAAGGGUGAAAGUAAGAAGAAAGGGUAUAGGCAGGCAGGAUGAGCCUGGGUGCUGCCCCUCGUGGCUCCAUGACAACGCUGCAGAAACAGCUAGUGUGUCCCACCUGUCUGGAGAUGUUCACCAAGCCGGUGGUCAUCCUGCCCUGCCAGCACAACAUCUGCAGGAAGUGUGCCAACAACGCCUUCCAGGCAGCCAAUCCCCUGUGGCAGUCCCGUGGCUCCGCCUCCAUGUCCUCGGAGGGGUGUAUCCGCUGUCCCUCCUGCCUCCAGGAGGUGGCGCUGGACCGACACGGAGUGUCCGGCCUGCAGAGGAACCUGCUGGUGGAGAACAUCAUAGAAGUCUACAAACACCACGCCUCCAGGUGCCAGUUUAUGACCAAGCAGCAGCAGCAGCUGAUGUGUGAGCAGCACCAGGAGGAGAAGAUCAACAUCUUCUGCCUGAGCUGCCAGACCCCCAGCUGCUCCCUCUGCAAGGUGUUCGGCCACAAGGACUGUGAGGUCGCACCCAUACUGACCGUCUACGAGACCCAGAAGUCAGAGCUGAGCAACGGCAUUGCUGUCUUGGUGGCAGAGAACGACCAAAUCCAGACUCUCAUCUCUGAGAUGGAGGAAGUCUGAAGGAAGAUAGAGGACAGCGGGCGUGUUAUCAAGAAGAGGUUGAGUGACAGCUUUGACGACCUAUUAGGCGCCAUGGAGGAGAGGAAGGAGCAGCUGAUUGGUGAGAUCGGAUGGCAGCAGGACCGCAAGCUCAGACAUGUCCUCUCCCUCAUCCGUCGCCAUGGAGACCACCUGGAGGGCGGGGCCAAGCUACUGGAGACGGCCAGCCAGACCAUGGAGGAACCUCCCAUGGCUGUGUUCAUACAGACUACCAAGGACAUACUGGAAAAGAUGUCGGCCUCGGUCAGGGCGUCGACCCUGGAGCGUCCAGCGCCGGGCUACGAGAGCCUGGUCCACCUCACCGUCAACACCCGGGCCCUGGAACACCUGCUCACGACCAUGGACUUCUGCUCAGGUCCCCCUGGGGAGGAGGAGGGCUUCGUCCGGGAGGAGGGGGCUGAGGACCCUGUUGCCAUGGAGCUAGACAUCAGGAACCUGUAGUCUCUCUACAGGUUCUUCCUGUGAAGACAAGAGAAAGGAAGAAGAGAGAGAUGGAGAGGGAGAGAGAUUAUCAUAAUCCUCUUCAGAACAACCACAGCAGUGUAGUUUCUCUGCUCUGUGCUCCUGUGAGUGGAUGCUUUGUGAAACAAGAAGAUAAAUUCUUCCUGCUUAAUCUCUCCCACACCUCCCUUCUCUCCCUUUUCUCCCACACCAAGCUGUUUCAGCUCCCGUUUACACCAUGAACACUGUUAUGUAUGGCUGAAUUAAAGGUCUGCUGUCACAGCUGACUCCUCUUUCAUGUUUGGGAGGCUGGAAC